Blepharisma stoltei is the source of this 1300-nucleotide messenger RNA. Lineage: Eukaryota; Ciliophora; Heterotrichea; Heterotrichida; Blepharismidae. The record is from the annotation of a GenBank genome assembly.
AUGGGAAAUCUAAAUUGUUCAAAAUGCUGUCAAGGAAUUGAACAAAAGGAAGAAUUCGAUAUGAAACCUUCAGUAAAGCUCUAAUCAGGUUCUCUUACCUUCUUAUAUGAAUACAAAGGAAACUUUGCAGUUUGAAUCCCAGCCAAAAGUUGAAAAAUCCUCAAAGCUUCAAGAACUUUCCGCUAUCAAAAUUCAAUCAAUUUGAAAAUGCUAUCAUUAUAGAAAGCAAUUUAUUCACCUGAAAAAAAUCACACAAUUAAAUUAUAUAUAUUUUUCAACCGAAGAAAUCCACCAAACGCUCUCAUCUGCUUUAUUAUCUGAUAAUCCUGAAGUUAGGCCAAAAUAUACAUAUCCAUCAGGAUCUACAUAUGAGGGAUCAUGACUGGGAGGUUUCAGACAUGGAUAUGGAGUAAUGAAAUGAUAUGAUGGCUGUAGAUAUGAAGGAUACUGGGACUUUAGCUAUGCUUUUGGAGAGGGAAAAUUCACUCAUACAGAUAAUGAUAUUUUUGAGGGGCCUUGGAAAUGCCCUUAUGAAACUGGGCGACAACCUUUUUCUUCCAAUUCUCGAUCAUUUCUAGAAAGCAUCCAAAAGGGCAAAAAAGAUGGGUAUUGUAAGGAAUAAUUAGUGUGACUGUGAUAUAAACAAGAAAUUAUUGAUCAGCAAAACCAUAAGGAAAGAUCAUCAAUUUUUUCACUGAGGCAUAUAAAGAGGACAAAGGAUUUAAUCCGAAAAUAUAACCAAUUACAGGUGCAGCUAGAUUAUCCAAGAGAAAUGCUAAAUAAAUUGAUAGAAGAAUUAAAGUAUAAAAAAUCAAUAAAACUGACAUCAGGUGUGAAAUAUAUUGGGGAUUGAAAAGAUAAUAAAAGGGAUGGAAAAGGAAAAAAUAUCUGGGAAAAUGAAGACAUAUAUGAAGGAGAAUGAAAAAAUGACAUGCAGAAUGGGUGAGGGAAAAAUGUAUGAAUCGAUGGAUCAAUGUAUAUAGGACAGUAUAAAAAUAAUUUAAAGGAAGGGAUCGGAGAAUAUUGCUGGGAAGAUGGAACAUCUUACUUAGGAGAGUGAAAAGAUAACUGUAUUAAUGGUAUCGGCAGAUAUACAUGGGAAGACGGAAGAGAUUAUUUAGGAGAAUGGGUCAAUGGGGCUAUGCAAGGAUUUGGAAUUUUUACAUGAAAAGAUGGGAAAAAAUAUGAAGGAGGUUGACAUAGAGGAAAAAAGCAUGGAGAAGGAUACACAAUUUGACCUGAUGGUAGAGUUUGUAGAGACUUUUGGGAGCAUAAUCGAAAUAUCGAAAAAUUUUGCUAA